This is a messenger RNA of Heterocephalus glaber (naked mole-rat), 7353 nucleotides long. Lineage: Eukaryota; Metazoa; Chordata; Mammalia; Rodentia; Bathyergidae. The record is from RefSeq and is a predicted model, not a curated record.
AUUAUGUUUUAAUAUCUGGUAUAGCUGAUAUUACUGCUUAUUCUUUUCAGAGUUUUCUUUGGCUAUUCUUAAUUGUUUGCUUUUUUGUACUAGGGAUUGAAUCCAGAGCUUUCAUAUUCACACUGAGUUAUCCCCAGACAUUUUUAUUUUAUUUUAUUUUUAUUUUAAACAUUCCCUAAAUUGCUCGACCAGGCCUCCCAGAACAUAGGGAUUACAGGUUUGUGCUAUCAUGCCUGGCUUUAUUUUUCUAUGUAAACUUUUGGAUCAGCUUAUCUGGUUCCAGAAAACAAAAAUUUCCUAUUGAGAUUGUAUUAAAUUUGUAAAAUAAUUUAGGGGAAAGGGAUAUCUUUAUGAUGUUAAAUAUUCUUAUCCAUGUACAUACUUUCUUUUAGUUUUUUAUUUUGAAACAGUGUCUCACUAUGUUGCCCAGUGUCUCACUAUGUUUGGCCCUGAACUCAGAAUCCUCCUGCCUCAGCCUCCCCAGUAGCUAGAAUAACAUUCAAAUUUCCUUCUGAUUCCUCUGGAGUAUUAUCAAAUUUCCUUCAUACAAGUUUUAAAUACUUCUCACAAAGUUAUUAACUUUAUUUCCAGUUCAACUUUCUCUAUAGAUUUUUUUUUUUCUUUUCUUGUACCAGGGAUUGAACUCGGGGUCCUUGCACUUUCUCAGCAGGCGGCAGAACCACUGAGCUAAAUCCCCAGCCCCUAUUUGUAACUAUUAUAAAUGAUAAUUGAGCAGGAGUCACCCCUGUAAUUUGACUAAUAGACUUGCCUCCAUUGUUUAGAUAUUCCAUAAAAUGCUGGCUUUUUGGUUAGUUACAUACAUUAUGAUUAGUCAUAUAGAUACAGAUUGUCUGUGCUGGCUGGGUAUCUGGAGCUAUCAGUAGAAACAAAAAGCUUCAAGAUUAAGAUUAUUUCUAUGCCUGAGAUGUUAAAGGAAAAAAAAACCCAAAGGCUGUGAUUCUGCAAUCUUUAAAGAAUUAACUAGAAGCCAGGCGUGGUGGUGCACACAUGUAAUCUCAGCAUUCAGGAGGCUGGGGGAGGAGUAUUGCUGUGAGUUUGAGGCCAGCCUGAACUUACGUUGUGAGACCCUGUCUCAACCCCCUGUUCCAAAUCAACUGGAAUAAAAAUAAGGUGCCAGAUAAAACAUUCAUUCUUACUCUUCUGCUUUCUAUCCAUUCUCUCCUUUUAGGCAACUGAAAAUUUGUUUCUCUUUUGUGUUCUUUUCAUUCCUUCUUUCUUAGAAUUUUUGUGGUAAAUUGAUUUUGUUACACUGAUUGUUUUCAUAUGCUUUGUGGUAUUUUUCAAAUGAAUUUACUUGGCCAGGGAUUUAGCUCAGUGGUUCUGCUGCCUGCUGCGCAAGCGCAAGGACCCAAGUUCGAUCCCCGGUACUGAAAAAAAAAAAAGUCUGCUUCAAAUGAGUUUACUUAACUGUUGAGAAAUUAUCCUGCCCAUUUUCACUGCUUUUUGCACAGUAUCAUGAAUGACAUUAUUUGUAUUAUAUUUGUUUGAGAAUGGCUUUCCUAGAUAAGCACCAGGAAAAAAAGAGGCAUAGUCGCAUUCUUUGUUUCAUACUUCACCUGCCUUCUCGAGGGUUCCAGCAAAGGACUCCUCCUUUUGUGACUUGUUGACCUUCAUUUUUCACCUCAUUUAGCAUCCAGAAUGUUUGUGUUCACUUACAGAAGUUGCUAACUUUGGUAUCUCUAGAACUUAUUCCCAAGUACUUCUCAAACCACACUUCUUGCUUCCUCCAUAGUCCUUUUCUCUGUAAUCUGGGUCUCCAUUCUGCUUUUCAUCAGUUCCCAGUUCUCUUCUUUUUUUGAGACAGGAUCUCUCUAUGUAGUUCAGGUUGGCUUUAAACUCACUGUGUAGCCCAGGCUGGCCUUGAAUUCAUGGCGAUCCUCCUGCCUCGGCCUUCCAAAUGCUGACAUCAUAGGUGUGCACCACCAUGCUCAGCCCCUGUUCCCAUUCUGUAAGAAAAUAUUAACUGUAGACUUCAGAACUCUUAGAAGUCCUUAGAAGCCUCCUUUGCAUUCCUACUUCCUCCUGAGGCGUCUAUGCAACUUCCUGUUUAGUUCUAUUUGAGUCUGAUUAGAUAGUUUGGAAUUUUUUCCUGUCCCUGAUUUUGUUGCUCAUUAGUAAACUGAGUUACAGUUUUCACUUUGCGGUUUUCACAGAGGGAGGGGCCCCUCAUCCUGAGAAUGGUUAUUUGCUAGUUAAUUCUCAGAUCUUGUACUUCAAGGACUUCUGGCUAUUCCUACUUUUUUGGUUCCUGCGCAACUUGUAUUUUGUGAGUUUUGGGCCAUAUUUAGAAUUAACUUUUUUCCUACUGGUUUCACUAAAGAUACACUUUAAAUUGGCUGGAUCCCAAACAAAGCACAUUAUUUUUUAUACAAUUUAUGUGGUUUUUAGGAGAAGCAUUUUAACCAUUUGAAACUGAACACCAGCUGUGCUUCUAUGAAGCCUUUCCUAGGUUUCUUGGUGUUGGCAUUGCUAGGGUUCUGUCCUUGACUACCUUCUUCACAUACUGUGUAUAUUCUGUUAGCAGUCAUAGUAACAUUCUGUUUCUUUAGCCACAGUGAUAAUUCUGAUAACUGGCAAAUUUCACUCUUGGCCUAUUCUGAACUCCUGAUAUCCAGCUGCCUGCGUGUUUCUUAGAAACCUGAUACUCUGCAUAUCCAGAAUAUCAAAUUUGAUAUCCCUUGUAUUGGUUGUCUCCAGCUAACUUACCAUCUCAUGUUUCCCUCUGUGUACAUUAUUUAGUAAAGUUCUGAGCCUUCUAUAUCUGCCAUACCUAGGUACCCAGUUACGAAUUGGCGACAGAGCUUUUUCAGAAUACAUAAUAAAUGAUGUGUGUGUGUUUUAAUAGUAACUUUUUUGUGAUUUUGUUUUUUUGUGUGCCUUUAAUUUUAUAAAACACUUGGUAUGAUAUAAGAGAAUUUCCAUGUACCAUUUAUUCAGAAUCACCAGUCAUUUUGCAUUUUGUUUUUGAUUUGCUUUUUUCAUUUCUUUUGUUUUUUCUUGGUACCAGGGAUUGAACUCUGGACCUUUUGCUUUUGAGGCAGACAGCGGAACCACUGAGCUAAAUCCCUGGCUCCUUUUUUCAUUUCUUUUUCUCCAAAUACAUGAAUGUCAAAUUGUUUUCUGAACAUUUGAGGCUAAGUUACAAAUAACACUCCUUUUAUAAGAACUUCAACUUGAAUCUUCUGUGAACAAAGACAUUGUUUCAUGUACAUAGUAGAGUGAUCAAAAUCAGAAAAUUUGACAUUGAUCCGUUAAGUCAAACUCACAUUCAGAUUUUUAUCAGUUGUUCCAGUAGUGUCCUUAAGUUGAUUUUUUAAAAUGUUUUUGAGGCCAGGGAUUUAGCUCAGUGGUUCUGCCGCCUGCCUCACAAGUACAAGGCCCUGAGUUCAAUUCCUGGCACCAAAAAAAAAUGUUUUUGAACAAGUGGAUGAACAUAUAUUCAUAGGAAGUUUUUAAUCCUGAAUACUGUCACAAAAACUUAACUACACACAAUAGCCUUGUGGCUUACUUCUAGAAGAUAGGCACCUGUUGCUGUAGUCAAAGAUAAGGAGUAUUUGUGCUGGCCAGGGGUUUAGCUUAGUGGUUCUGCCGCCUGCCUCGAAAGCACAAAGUCCCGAGUUCGAUCUCCAGUAGCAAAAAAAAAAAAAAAAUCAGAAGUAUUUGUGCAGGAGUAAGGGCAAUAGUAAAAAUUUGCUUGGGAACCUGGGUAGAAGUAUGGUGCUAGAGAAAAAUAGCAACCAGUCAUAUGAGAAAUGAGCAGAUUUCCUAUGUAAGUAAAAUUCUGAAAGUAAUUCUCCCUUUCCCUAUUUCUGGAUGUAUGGAGAGUUAAAUAGCUCAGUGAAUAUGACUUUAAAAUUUAGGAUUCAUAAUAUCCUAGGUUCCCAGGACAUGGUAGCACACGCCUGUAAUCCUAGCAUCUGGGAGGCUGAGGCAGGAGGAUCACCAUGAGUUCUAGGCCAGCCUGAACUAUGUAGCAGGACCCUGUCUCAAGAAAAAAGUUCUAGGUCUUUUGUGUACACACUUAUGUGCUUUAAUCACAAGGUAAAAAAAUCAUUACUUUUUUCUCUUUCACAGGGCCACUUCCUUGCGCAUCUCUGAGAAGUGCACCUUCCUCAUCCUUCAGAAGGUUCAGGGGCCCCAGGGCUCAUCCUGAAUUCUCGAAUGGUAUUUUGGUCACAGCAGUAACAGUCUAGUGCUGUGUCAUUUUCCCCAGUAGCAGGUUUCAAAGAGACCAAACUGGAUAUGGUCUUCCAUUGAAGAAGACAAACUGCAUGGUGGAGAAAGAGUCUGUCUAGAGUCUUAACAUGAAGUGAACUUCAAAUAAUGUUCUGCUGUACAUUGAAAAUCUUCCAGUUUAUUUCAAUAAGAAACAUUGGAUAAACCUGAGAAGAUAAUGAGCAGAUGAGAAACAUCAAGACUUUGGAGGCAAGUUAUAUCCAUCUCCAGUGAAUACUGACUGGGGAAAAAACAGUGAACAUAAGAAAAUUAGAAAAAUCCUUCCUUUUCUCACAGACCUUAUUUCUCUUCGGGCACACAUUUUUGAAAUUUUCACUUCAAAAGACAAUUUAGGCUUAAUUAUGAGGAAAGCUGUGUAGAAAAGAAUCAUUAAUUUUAUUAAUUUGAAAAUCCUCUACCAGAGCUAAUUCCUUGUGGUAAUAGUCUCUUGUAAAUCAGAGUAUUCCCCAUUGGAGAAAAACUGUAUGAAUUUACUGAAUGUGGGCAAACAUUUAUACACCUGCAUCAUCUCAUGGAACCAAGAAGUCAUGCUGAAGAGACACCCUGUACUUCUAAGGAAUAUUAAAAAGCCAUUAGCUAGAUGACAGAUCUCAUUGAGCAACAGAAAAUUCAUACUGGAGAGAAACCAGUGAGUAUAGCAUAACCUCAUUGAAUAUUAGCAUUUUAUACUGGAGAGAUAGCUUUGGCUACGUGUGAUAAAAUUGUCUCAGACUUUAUCCUUUAUUCUACAUUUGAGAGGUCAUACACAAAAGAAGCCUUAUAAAUGUAAGAAAUGUGGAAAUAUCUUCAGCCAAAAGUAAAUCCUCAUUCAUCAAAAAAUUCAUACUGGAAAGAAAUCUUGUGAAUGUGGGAAAGCUUCCAUUCCGAUGUCACACCUCAGCCAGCAGAGAAAUUGUAGCGGGGGAAACCCCUUUGCCUGUAAGGUAUGUGGGAAAAUCUUCAGCCACAAAUCCAAUCUCACUGAGCAUGAGCUUUUUCAUACUAGAGAGAAACCUUUUGAAUGUAAUGAAUGUGGGAAAGCCUUUAGCCAAAAGCAGUAUGUCAUUAAACAUCAGAACACCCAUACUGGAGAGAAGCUUUUUGAAUGUAAUGAUUGUGGAAAGUCCUUCAGCCAGAAAGAAAACCUCCUUACCCAUCAGAAAAUUCACACUGGAGAGAAACCUUUCGAGUGCAAAGAUUGUGGGAAAGCUUUCAUUCAGAAGUCAAACCUCAUCAGACACCAGAGAACUCACACGGGAGAGAAGCCCUUCAUAUGUAAGCAGUGUGGGAAAACCUUUAGUGGCAAAUCAAAUCUUACUGAGCAUGAGAAAAUUCAUAUUGGAGAGAAACCCUUUAAAUGUAAUGAAUGUGGGACAGCUUUUGGCCAGAAGAAGUACCUCAUAAAGCAUCAAAACAUUCACACUGGAGAGAAACCCUAUGAAUGUAAUGAAUGUGGAAAAGCCUUCUCUCAGCGAACAUCACUUAUUGUGCAUGUGAGAAUUCAUUCAGGUGAUAAACCUUAUGAAUGCAAUGUAUGUGGAAAAGCCUUCUCUCAGAGUUCAUCUCUCACUGUGCAUGUGAGAAGCCAUACCGGUGAGAAGCCCUAUGGUUGUAACGAAUGUGGGAAAGCUUUCUCACAGUUCUCAACCCUAGCCCUGCAUUUGAGAAUACACACAGGUAAGAAGCCUUAUCAAUGUAGUGAAUGUGGGAAAGCUUUCAGUCAGAAGUCACACCAUAUUAGACACCAGAAAAUUCAUACUCAUUAAAAAACAUGUGACUAUCUUCAAAAUGGGAAAAUGUGCACCAGGAAUUUGUAUCUCACAGUACAUCUGAAAUAUUUUGAAGCAAAGCACUGCAGGUGAGGUGAACUUUAACAAAUGCUAAAACUUACGGGAUACCAACUAGCGCAUACUGAAGAAAAAGAUUUUUGUAUGAUGAAAAGACUGCCUGACCAAGAAAACUGUAGCAGAGGUAAUAAUUAACUUUAAAUGCAUUUCCCUAAAAUUGGGUACAGAAAAUAGAGGCCUGUUACUGCUCUUGGCAUAAGUCUGGAGAUCUUCACCAAUAUAAGAAAAUAAGGUAUAAGUAUUAGGAAGAAAUAAAAACAUAUGAUCAUCUACAAAUAAGCCUUUGUGACAACGAUUCAGCAGAGCAGAAGAUUCCAGAAAGAGACCUAUGCAUUUAUUCGAAUUUGGAAUAUGUAAGAGAUGGCAUUAGGAGAUGAAGAAAUAAUAAGACUUGAAAAAAUUAUUUGGAGGUAAUUUGUUCUCCAAGGGUGGAGAAUGGACCAUAGAUUACACAGGAUAGUAAAACCCACAGGGAUUGAAGAAAAAUAUAAAAAGCCAGUAUACUAAAAAUGGUUAUGAGCUUGAGAGUAGGAAAACAUUCCUUAUAACAAAUUCAAGAAUACAUAUUAGUUUUACUUGUAUGUAUGCUCAGGAAAUAAUGUAGUAGCCAGGUAAUGGAAACAAUUUAAAUCUCCAUCUGGAACAAAAUGGAAAAUUCUUAAGAUAGAAUACUACACAUCUGUAAAAAUGGAACACAUGUUAAUGGAAAUAUCUAAAAGUUGAGAAGGAAAAAUGUUGCAGAAUGAUGCAUAUAGUACAAUGACUUUUUGUAAAUUUGAGUUAUGUUUCCUUGAUGAAGUUCAAUACUUUAUAUUGCUAAUGCAUAUACAUACAUAUGUAAAUGUUUUUGAAAUCAGUUGGAAGGAUACAGACCAAACUCUUGAUGGUGGCCUGUGAAGAGUGGAGAAGGGAAGGGAAUGAGUGGGGGUGGGGGUGGGGAGGGGCUUAAUCUUUUUAUAUAAAUAUCCAUUUCUCUUAAAAGCUGCAAGUAAAUAUAUGAAGAUACUAAUUCUGCAUUGUGGUAUAUGGAUAUCUUGUCUUAUUUUUUGUACUUUUCUGUAUUUUUAAAGUUUCACAAAAUUAAAAGAAUAGGGUGAUGAUGGGAAUUGUGUACUUGUAGAAGUCACAUACUGAAUUAAUUCCCAGUCAAAUACUAAACUUUUUAUAGAAAUUAUUUCUAAAAAUUUAUCAACAGUGAGUGGAUGGACUUACUCUAUGUAAUAUGAAAUUAUCUAUUUUAUUAAAAUUAAAAGUGACACCAUACUCCAAA